Messenger RNA from Somion occarium, 1709 nucleotides. The record is from the annotation of a GenBank genome assembly. Lineage: Eukaryota; Fungi; Basidiomycota; Agaricomycetes; Polyporales; Cerrenaceae.
GUAUCUCGUGCCAUUCAGGAGUUGCCGUCGACAGUUUCAUAACACUUCAGGUGUUCACGCUUUUCCAUACCGGGCAAGUCCAUAAUUACGGCGCCUCCGCGUGCCUCGUGCCACAGACGCGUUUCCAUCUCGACUUGUAUUCUACUACCACUCAAACUCUCACAAAACCAUUCAACAUUCGACGAAAACCUUACAGACAUGAACAAACGCGUUGGUGCCGAGAGUCUCUUCGGAGUUGGCGGAGGAACAGUUUCUGAAGUAUCGCGUAAGAACCUCGAGAUCGCAGAAGACCUCUGCAGGAAACGUAAACCUAUAGAAGCACUUCCAUACCUAGACAAGGCGUUGAAAGCGGAUGAUGCCAACUUGGACGCGUACAUCCAAUUGGCAUUCCUAGCGCCGACUUUGGAUGACAGUAUAGAAGUUCUUGAGAGUGCUGAACACAAAGGUCGAGGAAAGCUCAAACAGGCGUUUGGACCGAAUUGCUUCGACGAUGAUAGCAAUGAAGUGGGAAAUUUCUGGAGUAUCCUCGAGACGCGACCCUAUAUGCGCGUAUUGCAAUCGCUAGUGCGACUUUCCUUCGAGAACAAGCGUUUUGACAAGUGCUGUGAGACCAUUACUGAGAUGCUUCGCCUCUGUCCUGGAGACAACAUGAAGCAACGAUCAUGGUUUGGAUCCGUGCUCUUGAAAACGGGUCGCACCAAAGACGCGCUCCAUUUUUCUCAGGCCUGGAUGGAGCGCGACACUCGUCACCACGGGACACUUCCUUCAAAGGCCGGUUGUGACUGGAAGGAACCAUCCCAAGAGCCUUUGACUCAAGAGACCAUUGAUGAUAUGUCCCAGUGGACACCUGCAGAGCAUUUAUAUACCGCCGCCUAUGCUUCGUUCAAACUAUGGGGUGAUUGUGAACUGGCCAGACAAUAUCUCCAUCUCGCAGUCAAAAUGAACCCGAAUACUGUGAUCAAGAUUCUAGCAAAGGUGGAGCAGCCGAAGAGCUUGAAUAUGUCCGCUCGGUCCAUCAAUGGCCCCGAAGAGGCGCAUGACUACCUCUGGCUUGCUCAGGACCUGUGGAUGGCCGAGGAUGUAUGGAAUUGGGCCAACUCGCAAGAGGCAACAAGGAACCUCUUACUCAGAAAAUGCUCCCGGGACGGAUGCAAUAACGAAGAAAAAUCAGUCGCCGAGUUCAAGCGAUGUGCCGCAUGUCACGAAGUAUGGUACUGCGGGCCUCAGUGCCAGAAGCAACAUUGGAAACAGCAUAAGAAAGCAUGUCAGGAGCAUCAACGUAGGAAGCAGAUGUUGAAGAUGAUUUCGCAGGGUAGACCUCCUCCAAAGGACUCUACUCGGGCAGUAAUUGCCUCCGCUGAUUUCUCGGCGGAAGGAGUCACGACUAGGUUCCAUUGAGCUGGGUUUUCGGGAGGACAACGAGGCAUGCUACUGUGCCUGGUAGUGUCCACUCUUGUAGCUUGAAUGCUCUGCGGUUUUUCUUGCUCCGGGUUCUCUCGCUAAUUGCCCCGCAUUCCUCAUACCAUAACUAGGAGGGAGACGAUCAUCUUUGCUUCGAUGCAUCCGUUCGCAUGGGAUCGCAUCUUGUUUUGCUAUACUUUUUGUUCUGAUCUGAAUCGCAAUCAACCAUUCUUGUAACGUAAGUCUAUCAUAUAAUGUAUUCAAAGGCUCCGAGAUAGGCUACGUGAUACAGAUAACGUGCGAGGACA